UUGAAAAAUGGUGGAUCUUUCCCAAUGGAGAGCCUGCAUUGGCCUAUGGAAUAGCUGUAAGACUGCUGCUUGUAGGUCAACUCAAUUUUGCCAUCCAAAUUUCUGUAAAACUGUGGGUAGAGACAAGACCAGCAGUGUUAUAUCUUUGUAUCUGAUUGUCGCUUUGGUCUACCUUAGUAAUAUAGCAUCUUUACUUUUUCCAGGCAUUAUUACUAGUUGUUCCUCUGCAUGCUUUCGUUUUGUCUUGGCUGGAGGAUGUGCUUCCAUUUUAGUUUGUAUUUUUCUGUAUUUCAUUGUCCGUCGGCUACUUCUGUUCUUGUCAGGAGAUAUUGAACUCAAUCCUGGUCCUAUAACAGGUGACCCUGAGAAAAUAUUAAGGUUGUGCUCUGACAAACUUGUUAAUGCAAUUUCUACAACGCUUCAUAAAGCAACAAUUAGGCUGUAUGCUAAAAACCUAAUACCACGGGAAACCAAAGAAGAGGUGUUUUUAUCAUCAUUUACACCUUGUAAUAGAGCCUAUCUACUUGUGAAUGUCCUUGAACAACAGUUGGAGGCCUCUCUGGAUUCACACCAGUAUCUAUUUGAUGUAUUUCACACAUUCAGGAACCAAAGAAAUCGGGCACUAACAGAUCUAGUCAAUUCUAUCUUUG
Messenger RNA from Amphimedon queenslandica, 650 nucleotides. RefSeq lists its product as uncharacterized. The annotation marks the transcript as partial. Lineage: Eukaryota; Metazoa; Porifera; Demospongiae; Haplosclerida; Niphatidae. The record is from RefSeq and is a predicted model, not a curated record. The transcript has 3 exons.